Molecule: messenger RNA, 1755 nt
Organism: Verticillium alfalfae VaMs.102
Lineage: Eukaryota; Fungi; Ascomycota; Sordariomycetes; Glomerellales; Plectosphaerellaceae
Exons: 3
Coding region: 1-1755 (584 amino acids)
Source: RefSeq, a predicted model, not a curated record
AUGGGCCAAUCGCAUUCAGACGAGAACCCUCGGCGCCGAACCCGCGAGGACCUGACACGCGAGCUCGCUCGCCGCUUCGCCGACAAGUGCUUCACAUCGCUCGAAAUCUACUCUUACAAGGACGUCUUCAAGAGUCUUGCCGAUGAUCAGGAUGGCGUCCACUAUCUCAAGGAGGAGACCCUCUCCCGUUUCCUCGAGCUCCCCGACGUCCUUCACGCGUCGCCUGUUCUUUUCCGCAUGAUAUCAUACAUCGGCGCAUUUCCUUUUCUCAAUGAUGCUCCUGUUGUUCUCGGCCGGGAGGAAAUGGUCAUGGUCGUCACCAUCCUGACGAACCGCUACCAACGAGUUCUCGCCCGAGGGUCCACCGACCGCACCAAGCUACUUUUUAAGAGUCUGGCUGUACAUGACCGUGCUGCAGCCGCUACCGAACCCGAGGAAGCAAGCAAAGAGGCUGAAACUAAGGCAAAGGCACAAGAAACGGCGAGCCACGUCCCAGGUUUCGCCGUCGACGAGGCCGGCGACGAGGCCGAUGAUGAAGACGACGAUGACUUGGAAAUCGCCGCCUUUGAGCUACUUGAUAUCGAUGAUGCCGUAAAGCAGGGCGAUGCACCCUCCAUCAAGGGUGCCAUGAUCCCUGGUGACAAUUUCCACAGGAUCAUCAUGCUGCUGCUGCUCGUUGCACCCCUUGAUGCUCAGGAGAGCCUGGCCUUGCAUGCCAAUCGGGUCGUAGGGGACGAGCUGGAGAGUUUACGAUCGACGGCUAGGAACGUCCUCCAUGCCUUCUUGAACGUGGAAACAUCGCCUGGCAUCAAGUACAGCACCUUCAACCGUAUCAUUCCCGUCAACUUUCCCUACCUUUUUCAAGGCUUCAAUGCCUUGUUCGAACAUUUCCUCUUCUCCAAAAACUUAGAUUUCUCCAAACACGAGAACCAAGCCGAGGAGAAAGAAAAGGCGGUCCAGAGAGAAGUCGCACAACCUCUUCUUCAGGACAAGGCUGACAUCAUGAAUUUCAAUGUUUUGUCUCAGCUAUCUUUCUUCAUUCCAGGCGCGAAUUUGUUCCGCAAGCUCAGGCUGCUCUACUCUGGCGCCGAAGCAGGCUUCUCCAUGGGCAGCUUCGAAACCAAAGUCUUCAAUUGGCGCGCUCCCACCAUCCUUCUCGUACGCGGCUCUCGCAUCCAGGAUGAACCCCGCGGCGGUCAGGAAGCCUCCUUUGCAGCCUCCCUGCCGCCGAAACGCUUCCCCCAUGGCAGCAAGGGCGACCGCCUCACCUUCGGCAUCUUGAACCUGUUCACGACGUUUUUCCGGCGUCUGCAAUCAACCGGGGACUACGUCAGUUUCACCAAGGCGCCCACAAACCGCCCCCUUCUUGCAGCAGGCUGUCCGCACCCAAGGCCAACGCAGUCGCAUCGCCACGACGGCAUGCUUGCCCUUGGCCCAGUAUCGCUGUUGCUUGACGACUCGUUUGAGUUUGGUGUCUUCAAUCACGACUACACAUCACAGGGCGGCGCAUACCAUAACAGCGUCUCGCGGAGAUACGACUUCCAGGACCGGUUUGAGGUCGAGAGCCUUGAGGUGUGGGGAUGUGGAGGCGACGAGGAGGCGCAGGCACAGGCCGCGCGGUGGGCAUGGGAGGCGAGAGAGGCCGAAGCCAGAAGAAAUAUCAAUCUCGGCACCAGCGGCAUCGAGGCAGAUCGUGCGCUGCUCGAGAUGGCGGGCUUGAUUGGAGGCGGCCGCAGCGGCGGGUCAAUGGCUUGA